UCCUCCCUCGUCCCAGCGCCAGCUCUGCCGCCAGCUUGGGCCUCGGCUCCCCCUCCCAGAGCCCCCUCCCCGGAGCGGAGCCCACCCCAGGGCCCCUCUCCCGUUCCCCAGCCCAGCCGCCCGGCCAGAACCGCAGCCCCGGGAGGCAGCUUCUCGCCAGCCUGCCUCCCUCCAGCCCAGCCCUGCCAGACCCCCCCAACCAUGAAUCUCUUCCGAUUCCUGGGAGACCUCUCCCACCUCCUAGCCAUCAUCUUGCUACUGCUAAAAAUCUGGAAGUCCCGCUCAUGUGCUGGGAUUUCAGGGAAGAGCCAGGUCCUGUUUGCUGUGGUGUUUACUGCCCGAUAUCUGGACCUCUUCACCAACUACAUCUCACUCUACAAUACUUGCAUGAAGGUCGUCUACAUUGCCUGCUCUUUUACCACGGUAUGGAUGAUUUACAGCAAGUUCAAAGCCACUUAUGAUGGGAACCACGACACAUUCCGGGUGGAGUUCCUCGUGGUCCCCACGGCCAUCCUGGCUUUCCUGGUCAAUCAUGACUUUACCCCUCUAGAGAUCCUCUGGACCUUCUCCAUCUACCUGGAGUCAGUGGCCAUUCUGCCACAGCUAUUCAUGGUGAGCAAGACCGGCGAGGCGGAGACCAUCACCAGCCAUUACCUGUUCGCGCUGGGUGUAUACCGCACACUCUAUCUCUUCAACUGGAUCUGGCGCUACCACUUUGAGGGCUUCUUCGACCUCAUUGCCAUUGUGGCUGGCCUGGUCCAGACGGUCCUCUACUGCGAUUUCUUCUACCUCUACAUCACCAAAGUCCUAAAGGGGAAGAAAUUGAGUUUGCCAGCCUAACCCCGGUCCUCGUCCUCGCCAUCCCUCUCUUUGGCAACAGCGGCAAGAGGCAGGGGAAGGCAACGAAAGACAAGAACCUUUCGGUCCAGGGGUGACUUUUGAAAGAACCAACUUCUCCCCACUUCCCAUCGUCCCCUCCUGCUGGGUUUCAGGGGGUGGUGGAAGACCCCCAAGUCUUGGGGAGCUCAGGACCUGGGCUGUUUGUAGUUUUUUGCCUUUUAGAGAAGAAAAAAAAAAAGCUUUCCACUAUUUAGUUUUUGAUUCUGAUGAAACCGCUUUCUCUUCUACUCUCUAGUCCCCAUUUUUAUAAACUGUUUCUGAGUGUCCUGCGGGACAUGGCAGGGUGGGAGAGCUUUUCCCUCCGCUAGGCUCUCAGCUCCCUACCAGAUUCUAUGCCUAGCCCCAGGGGUUGCCAAACACUAAGUCUGCCAAUACCUUCAUUGGCCCAAUCUCCUGCCAUAGCCAUGAACCAUCGCCACCAGCCCCCCAACUUUUGGACUGAGGUGUGGGGGAUGGGAAGGGUACCCCUGAUUUUUUCAUAAUAAUGUUUUCCCAGAGCUUGGAUUCUUUGGUCUUAGCCUCAUUUUUGGCAAUUUAGGGGGCCAAGGGGCUGGGCAUGGGAGGGGAGCUGGCCAGAGGGUCACUGCGGCUCUCCCGCUGUGUUUUUGUACAGAAUUGUUGGUUGAUUCUUUGUUCUCUUGAAAUAAACCGAGGAAAAUGAUGCCUCUCUUUCACUA
This is a messenger RNA of Condylura cristata (star-nosed mole), 1577 nucleotides long. RefSeq names its product KDEL (Lys-Asp-Glu-Leu) endoplasmic reticulum protein retention receptor 1 (gene KDELR1). Gene Ontology annotation, molecular function: ER lumen protein retrieval receptor activity. The record is from RefSeq and is a predicted model, not a curated record. NCBI's taxonomy places the organism in Eukaryota, Metazoa, Chordata, Mammalia, Eulipotyphla, Talpidae. Gene Ontology annotation, biological process: protein retention in ER lumen; endoplasmic reticulum to Golgi vesicle-mediated transport. The coding region runs from base 202 to 840 and encodes 212 amino acids. Gene Ontology annotation, cellular component: cis-Golgi network; endoplasmic reticulum; membrane. The transcript has 5 exons.